Molecule: messenger RNA, 2855 nt
Organism: Ceratina calcarata
Lineage: Eukaryota; Metazoa; Arthropoda; Insecta; Hymenoptera; Apidae
Product: short spindle 6
Exons: 5
Coding region: 381-2405 (674 amino acids)
Molecular function (GO): protein binding
Source: RefSeq, a predicted model, not a curated record
UCGAGCAGGCGCGUUGGAAGCCGGUGCGGUACGGCGCGGCGGCCAGCCAGCCGGGAGGGAAGAUAACAAUAAAAAAACGUAGACACAAUCGCGCGUAAAUGUGCGUAAACCUCGCGAAGUGCCGCUUUCGCAGCUGCCGCGUGAUAACGUGACCGCGACGAUGGGAGAAACGUGAAAGUGCGAAGACCGGGUUCGCGUGCGAAUAAGCGGAGACACUCGCGCGCGAUCACACGCCCUGCCUCGAUAUCACCCGCAACCCUCGCCCACGCAACAUUCGAGCAACGUGCUUCCUCUCGUUCUUCUCCGCGGAAGGUCGAAUUCGGAUCGGGUAGUUUCAUUUUCGUUUCCAUCUCGGUUUCCGUUCCUUAAAAAGGGAUAUCAUGAACAACUCGCCGCAGAAUACCGAGGUGGCCGGGCAACAGCAUCGUGCCGCCGGCGCCGGCGUCGAAAACAGCGACGAGGAGGAAUGGAGUGGUGUCGUGGAAUGUGUAAUGUUAUUGCAUCGACUCGUGUAUCGAAAGAAUGAUUUUUAUUUGCUGAAACAGCCUUCCUCGAGCAGUUUCUUGUUGCCCAUUUCGAGUUGUUUUUCAUGGUCAAGGAAAUUCUGUGGAUUGCACAACGCUGUUCUCGAGAGGUCUAAGUCGGAUCGUGUGACGCGAACGGAUGAGGACAGGCGACGUCGUACCAUUAUUGUCGAAAAGAAGAAUGGCACGUAUGGUUUCACGUUACAGAGCUAUGGGAUACAUUACAAAAGGGAGCAAGAAAUCGAGAUGGUCACGUAUGUCGAUUACGUGGAGUAUGAUGGGCCAGCGUUUAAGGCUGGCAUGCGAGAGGGUGACGUGAUACUAUCGAUAAACGGUCACGAAAUGGACAGGGCCGAUCACAAGACAUUGGUCAAUUUCAUCAAGAACUGUGAUACCAGGAUGCGGAUGGUCGUGUCCUUUGAAGACUGCGUUAGAAAGGUGGAAUUGCACAUGCGUUACAUCGAAUUGCAACGCGCCCUUCAAUCUCGCCUGAACGAAUUAGAGAGACUGUGCGAGAGGGAACGGUCUAUACUCAUGGGUCGAUGGAAAACUCAUUCACUGCCAGCAAGAAAGAGAACGCCUAACAGUGUGAUCGCGGGCAACCCCGAUCAACCUUCGCCGUCGUCUAGUUUCAAUUCCUCGACGAUUCAGUGUUGUCGACCGGCUACGUCCACGGAACAUCUGUUACUCUACAACGUGUUUCCCGAUGGACGACCUUGUUUGAUUCCACGGAAUGCCGCCUGUUUGGUAGCCGUGGGCCCUCCACGUUCGCGAAGUGACCACCACCACUUCCUCUCGAAGAUGUCGAGCGAUUCCGGUGCUACCGCAUCUUCGCGUCACAGCUACCACCAAGCAAACGGAAUGAACAGUACGCCGGCAAAGUCCAAAUCGCACAAAUCCUGUCAACAACAAUCGAGCGGAGGCGGCGGCGGCGGCGGCGGCGGUGGCGAUCAACCUUCCAUUCAUCCUCCACCGCAAAAUAGUUUAUGCGUAGCUUGUAUUUCUAGUGCCAGACGUCGAAGGGAACAAUCGGACAGCGGUAGUUUGGACGCGUACGAUCUGGCCAGUCCGUGCUGCGAUCCAAACUGCGUACCUAGCCGCCGGCGUCGGGAGAAGCAAAGACGAGCGAGAAACGAGCAGAAUCAUCAUCAACAACAGCAACAGCAACAGCAUCACCACGCACAACGAGAGCAAUCUCAACAACAACAACAACAGCAGCAACAGCAGCAGCAACAGCAGCAGCAACAACAUGGAACGCAUAGUUGUUCGCGAACGUCUGGUCAUAGUCUACAUUCCGUAACGAGUAGCGAUAUUUCGACCGCGGCGGAAAGCGUAGCUUCCUGUUCAACGAGCCUAAGCACGGACACCCUUUACUGGGAUCCGAGCGUCCAUCAACGACCACCGCCGUGCCUUCAGUAUGCCAAGCCAAAAUCCUGGGACAAUCUGACCACCAAAGCGUUCGGUGGCUAUGGUUUUGGAUACGGUUACUUGGACACGGCUACCGUUAAAACGCACAGCGCCGAGAGACCCGGGAAAAGCGGCCACGGACGAGCAAAAACGCCGACUGGUACCGUUCAGAGGAGGACAAGUAGCAGUACGACCUACUCUAGUACUUCCAGCAGGCACUUUCAACCCACCAAAUCCACGGAGAGCCUGCUGAUACCCGCGCAAUAUCAGAGCGGGCUGGACGCAAGCUUGAGCUGCGAAUGUUUGGACGGUCCGGCACCGAGAUGCGUACCGGUGAUCCAAAUGGAAAAGCACAAUCGUCAGGAAGAGAGCGGAUACAUUAUCAGCACACAGGCACACGUGCGACAUCGUCGGUCUAGCCAUUCGGACGGAAAACUAAGGGCACUAAACAACUCCGAAGUGACGCGCCUAUAAAAUCACUCCUCCUCCUUAGAAAAUUGUACUCUAAAUAAAAAAAAUACUCGCUUAAUAAUAAUUAUCGUAUCGAUUUCUGGCAGAUAACAACGACGUAUCUAACGCGUACUCGUUCGCAUUUAAGCCUUUGUAUUUAGCUUUUUACCGUGACGAAUAGUAACAAAUGUAAUCUCGCCGAACGAUCGAGGAAUGGACCACUCUUUUCGAGACCUUUUUCGAAUAUUUACGCUUAUUUACGAGUUUCGUUCAGAGUAGAGUAUCAUCGUUAGACCAACGAAUAGUUUCUUAGCGACCGCGAUGUUUUCCGGGCAAUUGAAAUCGGUUGUCCAUGUUCGCAACUUUUGAGAAUUUUUUUUACAUUUUUAUAGAUAGUUGAUCGUGUAAAAGUUAACGAGAAUAUUAUCGUUAUGUCAUAUGAAAAGAAUAAAUGAUACAAAUCUUUUAUUUGGA